AUGAGGUUUCAAUCAUUAUCAGUGGCUCUUUUGCUAUUAAUAGCGAAUGCCUCUGCACAACGUUCUGGUGGAUAUCCUCCACAACAUGCUCCUACACAUGCCCCUACACAUGCCCCUGCUCAUGCCCCUACACAUGCCCCUACUCAUGCUCCUACUCAUGCUCCUACUCUUGCACAUCACACUACAAAGAGAACUACCCCUCUACGUAGACCUCCCACUACUCAUGCACCUAUCCAUUCGACUACACAUAAAAUCAGUUCUAUCAAGCAUUCUACAACACAUAGACCUACCCAUAAACCUAGCUCAACCAAGCAUUUGACUACCCAUAGGACUACCCAUAAACCUAGCUCUACCAAACAUAGUUCUAUCAAACAUACCUCUACCAAGAAACAUACCUCUACCAAACAUACCUCUACCAAGAAACAUACCUCUACCAAGAAACAUACCUCUACAAAACAUACCUCUACCAAGAAACAUACCUCUACCAAGAAACAUACUACCACUUCCACUAAAUGUCAUCAUACUACCACAAAGAAAGUCACUACUACCACGCAUCAUGCGUUACAUCAUGAAUUACAUCACAAAGAGGAACAUCAUGGGUUACAUCACGAAGAGGAACAUCAUGGGUUACAUCACGAAGAAGAGCACUCCCACCUUCAUGAAGUAGAACAUUUCCAUCAUCAUCCUCAUUAUCCUCCAAAGAAACAUAUUACUCCUGCUGGAAAACCACUAGAUGUGAAGGUGCAUCACAACCAUCAUCCUCAUUAUCCUCCAAAGAAACAUAUUAUUCCUGCUGGAAAACCAUUAGAUGUGGAG
This is a messenger RNA of Cetraspora pellucida, 816 nucleotides long. The record is from the annotation of a GenBank genome assembly. Lineage: Eukaryota; Fungi; Glomeromycota; Glomeromycetes; Diversisporales; Gigasporaceae.